Molecule: messenger RNA, 1086 nt
Organism: Fraxinus pennsylvanica
Lineage: Eukaryota; Viridiplantae; Streptophyta; Magnoliopsida; Lamiales; Oleaceae
Source: the annotation of a GenBank genome assembly
AUGGCCAUUGUACCCACUACACAGAGAGAGGCAUCUGAGUCAUACAAUGCUGAAGAAAGUACACCGCCGGUCAAUCCUCACAGAAUACGCCAUCAGAAUGAACCUGUGUCAUACACUAGCAAGAAGAACAUUGAGGAGGAGAUAGAUCGCUAUCAAGGGUCUGGUAACGAUGAAGAAAGUCCUAAAGUAAUGGCUAAGGACAAAUUACCUGACAUUGAUUCUGGUCAUCAAUUCACUCAAGAUUUACCUCCUAGCCAAGCUAUCUCAGCUCGAGAUACCAUUGAAUACUGUGGUGAUCAAUUGGAUAUCACUGGUGCUCCUUCCAAUAAAGCUAUUAUCGAAUCACCCGAGCAAGAAUUUUCCCAUGCACAAGGGUUUGACACUUUCUCUAAGUCGACGCUGCCACCUACCAGGGUAGAAAAUGGAAAACAGAAGAUUGGAGAAGGGACAACACUAUACACUCCUACCAAUAGGUUUGCACCUCUUACCCCAGGUGGUGGUGCCUACAGAGUAGUGGAAACACCUACAUCUGAGCCUAAAUUGUUCAGGUUAGUGGAGUCCCUGGCCUAUCUUGGUAAUACACAGAUUAAAAUAGCCUGGGUCAAAAACACUCCAGGAUUCCCAGGGUUUGUCCAUGGUUGUCUUUAUCAUGGACCUAGCAAGCCUACAGAAGUUAGCACUCAGCCACCUGCGCUCCUAGUUUUGCUCAUGACGAACCAGAAUAGCAGAGCUCUGAGAUACCUCCCUCAAGUCAUCCUGGUGAUACUCAGUGUGCAUACCCUGCUCCAUCCCACAAGUGUGGUGGUGAAGGAAAAUCAUCUGGGACUAAGCGUACCAAGAAGUGACUUUACUCAUUCAUUUACGAAUAAUUUAGCUAUGGCCGAAGACGAGCCUGUAGACCCAAAGAGAGAAUUUGAGGAGCGUUGCAAGGCACCAUGUACGCGCCCACUUAAAGAAUAUCAGGCAUGUUCUAAAAGGAUUCAAAGUGAUGAAGCUGGGCAGAAGCACUGUACUGGACAAUACUUUGAUUAUUGGAAUUGUGUGGACAGAUGUGUUGCUACUAAGCUCUUCUCUCAUCUUAAAUAA